CGUCCUUGAGGUCUGGGGGAAAAGCCAACAGCUGUGCGUCUUACCACGACAAUUUGUCGAGCUAUCCUGACUAAGCGCGUUACAUUGUAGCGCCCAUUUAGUAUCAUACACGUCAGUGUGAUGGGCAGUGACGGUUAGCGCGUUUGCGAGCGUAGAUGCGUAGUAGUGGCUGAUCACUCACGGCAAAGGCGAGCGAGUACUCAAAAUGGCAGCAGACAAAAACAUCGAUGACACGCCGGAGCGAGAUCCCGACAGUAAAUUGGAUCCGGCGGAGGAGAGAUCGCAGUAUUUUAAGAAGCUGGAAAAGUGGCUCCAUGAGGUGUACACUUGGCAGAGUGUCGCCGCAAUGUUCCCCUAUUACGUGAUAUCGGGGCAUGUUGUGAAUCCGAUUGCCGCUUCAACACCCUUUCAACCGAAUCAGAUACCCACAGCGCCGACUAGGCCGAUAAUAGGGAAUGCGGAUAGGCAAAACGAGACCUUAAGGCAAAGGAGGCCUCAGGAGUCGCUAGGACCUUUCCAACCGCCAGGAACUGAAGGUUACGAGUAUCGCAUCCCGCCGAUUUGGAAAAGGUUCGCCGCAGAAUUCAUAGAUUCAACGAUGUUGUUUCUCCUGAAGUUCUCUAUUUCGUUUAUCGCGAUUGAUGUCUUCGACUUUAUAGAUCUCGACGAGCUAGAUGUAUUGCAAACGAAUUUACGCAUCGAUUAUAAAAUGGCACUGGAGAUGACUUACGGAAUUCUUAUACUAGAAGUGAUCCAUCGUGUAAUAGUCUGUAUAUUUGAGGCUUUCUGGCUGCAGCACGGCAUCUACGGUUCUAUCGGGGGCGCUACUCCCGGCAAGUACAUGAUGGGCUUGCGGGUAGUCCAGUGUCGAAGUAUAACUCCCGUGGAGCGACCUAACGAGCCGGACGUGGUUCUGGUCACACCCGGGACCGAUUUGGGCCUGCCGCUGGCCCUGGGUCGGUCGGUAGUGAAGAACUUCGUGCUCGCGUUCCUGUUCCCCAUCUGUUUCUCACUGUUCUUCUUCAGGUUCAACAGAACCGGCUACGAUUUGAUAUGUAAUUCCAUUGUUGUGGAGGAUGCCUACAGAAACUCGAACAACAACAGAUUGCAGCAGGAACCUCAUUGAAACAGGGAACUUUGCUCUGCUAUUGUUACACGGAAAUCUGUGAUGUGUAUAUAACGGGUGGCUGUGCUUGUACCUAGGUAUGCGUGAGAAUUCAGUAAACGUGUGCAUGACGUGUAUAUACGUGUAAAAAAGGGGGAAAAAGAAAAAAAAAAAAUAUUACGACCAGAUUACUGCUCUUCCUGAAACUCGCUCUCAUGGUUCAGGAAAGACCGAUUAUAUGAUUAUUUCAUUUUAAAGCGAUUGAUAGUAGAAGAAAGAUGAAGGACCAAGUACAGUCGAAAUCACGAACGACAAACCUGUCGUUAUAAUAAUAAAAUGUUUGUGUUUCAAUUUCUUUUUAGUCACGUUUUCUACAUUAAUUCGCAAUUUUUUAUCUCAUUAUUUAAAAAAUGAUUGUAUUGUUAAUUUUUUCAGCUAUGAAAAAUAUGUGAAAACGAAUCUAAAAAGAAAUUUCUAAUUUUGUAAUUAUUAUAAGCGCGUGUAUGAUGUGUGAAGAGAUUAAUGAAUAAACAGAUAAUUUCUC
Molecule: messenger RNA, 1649 nt
Organism: Odontomachus brunneus
Lineage: Eukaryota; Metazoa; Arthropoda; Insecta; Hymenoptera; Formicidae
Product: protein FAM8A1
Exons: 6
Coding region: 206-1126 (306 amino acids)
Source: RefSeq, a predicted model, not a curated record